Piliocolobus tephrosceles (Ugandan red Colobus) is the source of this 618-nucleotide messenger RNA. RefSeq lists its product as uncharacterized. Lineage: Eukaryota; Metazoa; Chordata; Mammalia; Primates; Cercopithecidae. The transcript is spliced from 3 exons. The record is from RefSeq and is a predicted model, not a curated record. Bases 1 to 618 code for a protein of 205 amino acids.
AUGGGCCUCCAUGGUUUCUUUCACAGUCAUGGGCCUAGCUUUAGCUCAGACCCUGAAAUGGACUCUUCAGCAAUUAAAGGCCUCAGUUCCCGCCACGGAACGGCGAGCGAAAAGCAGGACGGGAAUACGCCGGUAGGAAUACGCGGGCACGUAACGCGUCACUUCCGGUCCUGGGGCGCGCUGCCAGCGGGGAGACUUUGCACGCAUAUGGUUUUAUUUAAGCAGGCAAUGCAGAGCCCCUGGAGGCUGAGCUCACACAUGGCUUUCUUUGUAGCCCUGAGACGACACGUGAAAACGCGGACAAAGAAUAUGAUCACUGUCCUGGGGAUGUGUGAGUUUUCCUCCACAGACUUACAUGGUUUGGGCUCAUCUCUGUUCCCUUUGCAACACAGAAGAUUGGAGAAUUUGGUGGGCAUACUGAUACUGCCUAACUCAAUAUUAACAGAACUGGCUGUUAAAACUUGGUUGGACCCUAAUCAAGGCAUGCAGGGAACUCAGCAGGAUGGGCUGGAGAAGUGGGAGAGGAUGCCAGAACCAAGUGAGCAAGGGACUGAAGCAACUUUUUCUGAAUGUAUGAAAGAAAAGAAGACCAAAUAUACACAUGUAAAUACGUGGUAA